AUGGAUCAGUCCAUCUCGCCUGACGAUGGCACGGGUAUGCCGCGACCCGUGCGAACUGCCUCGGCUGCAUCAUUCGAUAGUCCCCAGAGACACCGGCGACGAAACCCCCGAGCUCGGCGUCCGGUGAAGGAAACGCUGGACGCCCGCUCCGAAUAUACGACCAGCCAGGAUGACGGCACGGCCGAGCACCAUAUCAAUCAAUUUGUGAUUAGGCAGGAGAUUGGGCGGGGAUCGUUCGGGGCUGUUCAUCUGGCUGCUGACCAGUUUGGGAAUGAAUAUGCAGUGAAAGAGUUUUCGAAAUCAAGGUUGAGGAAGCGUGCUCAAUCGCAUCUUUUGAGAAGACCGAGAGGACCACAACGACCUGGGACAGGGUUCAACUCACCUCUUCAUCGACACCCGUCCGGAGACGAUAACGAGAAUGCGAGAAACCCGCUUUAUCUGAUCAAAGAGGAGAUUGCGAUCAUGAAGAAGUUGAACCACAGUAACCUGGUCUCGCUGAUUGAGGUAUUGGACGAUCCGAAUGAAGAUUCGCUGUAUAUGGUCAUGGAGAUGUGCAAGAAGGGUGUGGUGAUGAAAAUUGGACUGGGAGAACGGGCCGACCCGUACGACGACGAGCAUUGUCGUUGCUGGUUUCGAGACUUGGUCCUAGGAGUUGAGUAUCUGCAUGCGCAGGGUGUUGUGCACCGAGAUAUCAAGCCUGAUAACUGCCUCGUGACAAGUGAUGAUGUGUUGAAGGUGGUUGAUUUCGGUGUCUCGGAGAUGUUCGAGAAGAAUUCGACUAUGUUCACAGCUAAGUCGGCUGGGUCGCCGGCCUUUCUGCCUCCGGAACUUUGCGUUGUGAAGCAUGGUGAUGUUUCGGGUAAAGCUGCUGAUAUCUGGUCAAUGGGGGUCACUCUAUAUUGUCUCCGGUAUGGAAAGCUUCCAUUUGAGCAACAGAACAUCUUUGAACUGUAUGAAAGCAUUCGGAGUUGUCAGGUGGUAUGCGAAGAUGAGCCGGACGAGAACUUUAAGGAUCUAAUGGGUCGCAUUCUGGAGAAAGAUCCGGAAAAGCGGAUCAAAAUGCGCGACUUGCGAGAUCAUCCAUGGGUGACAGCGAACGGGGCAGAUCCGCUGCUCUCUUAUGAAGAGAACACGGCUCAAAUCGUCGAGCCUCCAACCGAGGAAGAAAUGAACCAGGCUAUCACGACGAACAUGGGCUCUUUGAUGACAUUGAUGAAAGCCGCAAAGAAAUUCAAACGGCUUGUCGACCCUUCAAAAGCAGGACAAUCAAUGCAAAGCAUCCUGGGUGACGAGUACGAAGCACACUUUGUCGAACCACCCAUGGAAAUGGACGACAGUGAAGACUUCCCCGCCGUCGGACUCGACACAAAUGCCUCUGGCGGCUCCAACACAGGCCUUCGCAAAUUCUUCGGCCGCAACCCCAUGCUAGGUCGUAAAGAUUCCGCCGCCGAAAGCUCAGGAUACAGCUCAGGAAGCAUCUCCUCCCGACCAGAUUACAGUCCAUCCAGCAGCCGCUGGCCAAGCGGCGUCUUUGAGCCCGACCGUAAAGACUCAGGCUCAAUACGUAGCGGUCGAUCAACAGGCAAAGACUUCACCAAUUCACAAUCUGCAUCACCCCACCCGGCCCUCUCACGCGCCAGUUCAGCAACAACAAAGCGAAGCAUUGAAGGAACAAGAGGCCAUGCGCGUGAUCCCCUAGAGGAAGACUUCCCGUACCUCUUCAUCGGCCCGUCUACAUAUACGGGUACCACAGAACACGACUCUACCAUUGAUGAUGAACCGCCCAUCUUUGCCGAACCCGAACCCGAACCCGAAAGUACAGACGACGUCGACGUAUUUGCAGAACCAAUGCCAAUAGUCAGCGAAUCGCCCGGCGCCGCAGAAUUCGACAUCUACGAAACGGCCUACCGUCGAGAACUCGAGCGUAUCGAAACAGACACGCACCCCGGCGCCGGACCGAAGGUCUACCUUAAUCGACGAGUACGAAAUACCCACGACGUAUUGAAUUUCGUUAAAGACAAAGCUUUGGAUCUGCAGAUUGGACAGAAGAAGUUAUUCUCUGCGUUUCCGCAAGGUCCGGGUGGAUUUAGUGCUGCUGUUAGUAUGCUUAGGAGUCAGAUGAAUCAGGAGGAAAAGCAGAAGAAGGAUCAAGAACCAGAGGGACAGGCACAGGACCAGGAACCGGAGCAGGAACAGAGAUCUGAAGAGGGAACGACCGAACGGCGCGAAUCAUACCCGCCAUCCUCAUCUCUGUCCUCGCAGAGUCAGUCUGGUCCCGAGGCAUCGCUAAACGAAGCGACGGGCGUAUCUGUUCCGGAGUCGAGUGCUGGAGGCGAGGACUCGUUGAGACGGUUGUUAGAUCGUGUGUGUGAUAAGUAA
Messenger RNA from Penicillium atrosanguineum, 2379 nucleotides. Its product is annotated as serine/threonine-protein kinase. Lineage: Eukaryota; Fungi; Ascomycota; Eurotiomycetes; Eurotiales; Aspergillaceae. The coding region runs from base 1 to 2379 and encodes 792 amino acids. Gene Ontology annotation, cellular component: cytoplasm. The record is from RefSeq and is a predicted model, not a curated record. The transcript has 6 exons. Gene Ontology annotation, molecular function: protein serine/threonine kinase activity; ATP binding. Gene Ontology annotation, biological process: intracellular signal transduction; protein phosphorylation.